Messenger RNA from Daktulosphaira vitifoliae (grape phylloxera), 4071 nucleotides. RefSeq names its product rho GTPase-activating protein 20-like. The transcript has 16 exons. Lineage: Eukaryota; Metazoa; Arthropoda; Insecta; Hemiptera; Phylloxeridae. Bases 179 to 3847 code for a protein of 1222 amino acids. Gene Ontology annotation, molecular function: guanyl-nucleotide exchange factor activity; GTPase activator activity. Gene Ontology annotation, biological process: regulation of Rho protein signal transduction; signal transduction. The record is from RefSeq and is a predicted model, not a curated record.
UGUUGUCCGUCUGGCCGUAUCGUAACGUCGUGAUUUUGUUCGCCAUUACACGUGUGCUUACAUAUUUGAACUGUCACCAUAAUGGUUGGAAGUUUUUAUUUUUUUAUCGUUUAACUGAGUCUUUUCUAAACUGUAUUUUUAAAUUUUUUUAUUCGUUUGGGAACGAGGACUUCUCGCCAUGGAGGACUCGGGUUCCGCCGUUAUGAACACCACCCCGAACAAUUGUGGCCCCUACACGGCCAUACAAGUGCAGCAACAACAGCAGGAGGCGCAAAGUUUUCGGAAACAGUCAAAGAAAAUCGGUAGAAAACUUUCGCGUCGGUUAUCUUUAAUUACCAAAGUGCCUAAUAUAUUCAACGUUAAAUUUAAUGGAAACGAUACCACAGACGGAAAUCGUACGACCACUCAGGUUACCAACGACAACGUGACCAUAGAUACGAUCCGUUCUCACGAGAUUACGGUUAUUGCUCCAGACAAAACUCAAAGAAUACUUAUAGGAAACAGUGAUCUCCCUUUAAAACAACUGCUAUCUGGUAUGGUCUUUGAAUUUAGCUUAGAACAACCAGGAUACUAUUUAGGUGGUUCGUUUGCUGAAAUUAGUCCAAAUGCACUCAUUGGUGAUGUAGAUGAAGACAUUGUCAUUGUAAAAGAAGAUAAAUUUAGAACUGAUCCUACACACGAAAAUAGUCUAACAUAUUGUUUAACUGAAAAAUUCGUUCACGGGGAAUCAGCAUACGUGACAUGUUUAAAGUCAGGAAUAGAGUUGUAUGGAGAACCAUUAAGAAAAAUGAAUAUUUUGUCAUCUAAAGCGUAUGACAUUUUGUUUGGUAAACUUUCUGAAAUCAUAGAGAAAUGUAGUCAAGUUAUCGAUCAAAUGAAAUCCACCAUGGAGCAGUGGGAUCCAGAAGUAUCACAAAUAGGCAGCUUAUUCAGUAACAGUUUCUGGGAUCGUUACAAUGAAUAUCAGGAUGUUCACCGACACGCUAAAGAAUUAAUACGAGAAAAGACUUCGCUGGACGAAGAUUUCGUUGCUUUUUGCGUUCAAAGAAAGAGGGCUGCGAAAAAUUCUUUACGUGACAUCCUAGACUUACCGGUGCAGAGGCUUGCCCAAUACGAAACGUAUUUCCAGAGUUUGCUGGACGAAACCAGACCAGAACAUGGAAGAGGUGCCGAGUACCAUGACCUUUGUAUGGCCAGCAGUGCUGUCAAACAAACUAUAAAACGCAUUCACGAACAAAGUGAUUUGGAACGAAUUCAGGAUGUGUUCCCCAACGACUUCCUCAGGCUUUAUGAUAAAGAAGCACUAACAAUGAAAAUGAAAGGAUUAAUUAGGAAGAGGGGUGGAACUGGGACGGCCGCUCUAAGGAGGGCCUUGUCUUCCAAAUCUCUUCGGUCGGAGUCACCUCCUAGCACUCCCAACAAAGUCAGGAGUGACAGUCCGAGGAAAUUCAUUAUGGAGUCCCCCGUUCAGUUCAUAAAUGGUGUCAAUUGCCAGGAGCGUCACUUGUUCUUGUUCAACGACCUGCUGCUGGUGGCCAAAGCAAAGUCCGGUGGUAAUUUUAAACUCAAGGACAAAGUGAGGGUGUCGGAAAUUUGGCUGAACGACACGCCGGCCGUCGUGGACGAGGUGGCGGAACUGCCGAGGUCUUCGGAUACGUCUUUCGUCAUCGGAUGGCCUACCACCAACUACGUGGCCGUGUUUAGUACUCAAGCCACGAGGAACUUGUGGUGGUCGAAAUUGGUCGAAGAAUCGCAAGAAGAAAUUCGAAAGGAACCCCCGACCACCAACAUCCAAGUGUUCUAUCAAGACCUUAAUUCCGGAAUAGAAUAUUGUAAAACGUUUUCAAUCGGUCCGGACGAGAGUGCCAAGGAUUGUAUAAAAAUAGCGUUGGACCAUUUGGAAAUGCGGGACACGGACCCUGGACAAUUUCAGCUAUUGGCCAAAACUCCUAGGGAGGAACCGCCUUAUCCGCUAUAUGGUCACGAGAAACCGUAUUCCGUCAAACUGAGCUGUCUGAGAGACGGGCUAAGUGCGGAAGAGGGUUUCGACUUGGACCAUUGUAACAACAUACAUGACCCGCUGGCUAGGUGUCAUUUUAUUUUGAGAAAUCUAAAAGCUCAUGAAAAUGAAAUCAACAAAAAAACACCAAAAAAGUCUUCUGGCCGUAUAAAAAUUGGUCAAGUCUUUAAGAAAACAAGCAGUAAAGAAAAUGGAGGAAACUUGUUUGGUGUUCCUCUUAAUAAAAUUUGCGAUGGCGACAAUCUUCCAAAACCUGUCAUGGCAAUGUUACAACAAAUUUUUUCUAAAGGACCAUUUACUCAAGGAAUAUUUAGAAAAUCUGCAAAUGCUAGGCUUGUACGUGAAUUGCGAGAGAAAAUGGAUAGUUGUGAUGAUGUAUGUUUGGAAAAUAUUCCAGUGCUUGUCACAGCAGCUCUAUUUAAAGAUAUGCUACGCUCUUUGCCUAAUCCUUUAUUGUGUACAAACCUCUUCCCAAAAUGGAGAUCUGCAUUAGAUUGUUCUAAUUUACAUACAAAAUUGUAUAGAAUAAAACUGAUAAUUGAUCAAUUACCCAAACCUCAUUACCAUCUGUUGUGCCACUUUUUGUGUGUUCUUUACCAUAUUUCAAGACGUUCAAAUCAUAAUCUCAUGUCAGCAGCUAACUUGGGAGUAUGUGUGGGACCAUCUCUACUUUGGUCAGACUCUCCUGCUAUGUGUCCAACUGAAGAUUUAAGGACUGUACCUGCAUUAGUAGAGCUGUUGAUAACACAUUGUGAAGUCUUGUGUGGCCCUCAUGUACCAAAUUUACUUGGAGAUCCAAGAGAUUCCGGAACUGAAGAAUCAGAUUCUAUGAGAAGAGAUGAUUCUUCAAUUGACAGUCUAGAAGUUAGUCCACCACCUAGAAAAGAUCAAAUAUCUUUAAGCCGAGACUCUGGACUUACAUUGUCUGAUUCUCAACUAUAUACACCUGAUGAAGAAGAAAGUGGAUCAACAAGUUCUAGUGGAUAUGAUCCGGCUUUUGACCCACAUUCUAAGGUUACUCCAACCAUAUCUAUGCCAGAAGAGUAUAUUCGUGUUUAUCCAGGAUGGGAAGAACGUAUAAAUGCUAAUUUUCAGAGACAAGCUUGGUUUAGACUAGGAACUGUUGGUAGAUCUAAACGACUCAGUUCUAAUACUCCAUCUAAAGAAGCUGUACGUAGAACUGCAUCUGAAGAAUCUGUAUUAGAUAAUAUUCCUCCUCCAGCACCACCAAGAAGAAAUAAGCCUGCUGCACAAAAUCGUGUAUCACUUCCACCACAAGAUUACCAUAAAGUUGACUACUACAACAUUGGCCAAAAUUCUGAAGUUGUAGUUGAAUCAUUGCACCCAAAUAGUUAUAAUACAGAACUGACAAUAAAACCAGUAUUUAAAGAAGAAUUAAAACCUCAAAUUGCUCCUAUUAGAAGGGUGUCUGAAGUUAUAUCUGAAAGAAGAUUUCAAAACGAAGACUGCAGUAAUACUGGGGAUAAGGAAGAAGAUUCAAGUACAUUAUCAGAUGAAGAUUGUACUCCACAUGUUUCCAGAAGUAACUCAAGGGGCAAUGAAAUUGCUAAUGAUUCUCUGAAGUUAAGACAUUUGCCACCUGUCCAUGUUGACAAUACUGUAAAGCUUCGUGGGCGUUUAAAGCGUAAGGAAGAAAAGGCUGUGGCUGCUGCAAGGUCAAGAUCAUUACCACCACCACCACCUUAUAGACCACCUCCACCUGCCAAUCGCCGUGCCCCUAUUACUUCUUAUUAUCUUAGUGAAUGUAGUCAAACACAACGCUUUGUUGUCCCUAGAACAUAUGCAGAUGAAGAAUCAUAUGUAUAAAAAAAUUGAACUGGUGUAUUAAAUAGUUGUAUUAUUUUCUUUUUAUAUAUUUACUACGCUUGACAAUAAAGUAUAAAACUACUUAAGUUACCUGUCGACAUAACGGGCUGGACUAUUUCACCUAGAAUGUUCCUGAUCAAUUAAGUCUAUGCCGAUGUUUGAUUGUCAAGUAUUGACAACAAAUUAUAAUUUUAUGUUAAGAUUUUUAUGUAUUAUAUAUUAUA